AUGUCAACGGCCGUCCAACGUACCGACUCACCUCUCGGUGCGAAUAACACCAGUCGCACUUUUAGCGCCAACAACAUCAGUCAGUCUCUCGGUGCCAAGGAGGUCGCUCCUUCACUCGGUGUCAACAAUGCCAGUUCAUCUCUCGACACCAGCAAGGCCAAGCCUUUGUUGAAGCCUCUAAACGGAACAUUCUUCACCCUAGAAGACAUUUCGACCACAAGCCGUUCUGUCGGCCCUGAAUUUGAAGAAGAACAGGCUAAGCUGUUUCCGGAUGUCGAGAUGUCGGACGACUUAACACCUCACAACAAACCUGAAGCCCAAGGCCAGGUGUGUCGUGCCUUCAAAAAGCCUCCCAUACCAAAGGUCAACAUUCCGACGACUCCUCAAGCUCAGCAGAAAGACGUCUCCAACGCUCAACAGAAACGCAUUGCCAGCUUCUCGGAAACUCAUGUUAAACACGACUCUGACAGUGACAGUGAUCCUCCCACAAAAAGACCCCGAAUCGAGCCUCCCUUCGGAAGUUUUUGGUCCAAGGCAGACUUUAGCAAUCCUUGGCGCCUCGACUACAAGCCCACCACCAACGGAAUCCCCGGAACCACUCCUGCGCCACAAGGUUUUCCCUCCUCUUCCUUCUCGUCGCCUGCUCCCGCUCGACAAACUUAUCGGUCCUCGAGCGUUCUAUUCGAUUUCGCGCCUCCGUCAUCGACCACUCGUGCCACUGAUCCCAAGCUCGGUCCCGCGCCCAUGGUUUCCAAACGCGAGCAAGUAGUGGAGCUCAAGCAGGCUGUGAAGGAGUUGAAAGAUCAACUCACGGAAAGGAACAGCACCGUCAAGGACUUGAAGGAUCAGAAUGCUAAACUUACCUCCGAGAAUGUUGAGCAGGGCAUGAGCGAGAAGAUUUCGGGUCUUGAGAAGAACUUGGACACUGCGGUGAGCUGGAUCAAGGCACUCGCGAACAAUGCAGGCAUGGACUAA
Messenger RNA from Aplosporella prunicola CBS 121167, 975 nucleotides. RefSeq lists its product as uncharacterized. The transcript has 2 exons. The record is from RefSeq and is a predicted model, not a curated record. Bases 1 to 975 code for a protein of 324 amino acids. NCBI's taxonomy places the organism in Eukaryota, Fungi, Ascomycota, Dothideomycetes, Botryosphaeriales, Aplosporellaceae.